Argiope bruennichi is the source of this 858-nucleotide messenger RNA. RefSeq lists its product as uncharacterized. The transcript is spliced from 3 exons. The record is from RefSeq and is a predicted model, not a curated record. NCBI's taxonomy places the organism in Eukaryota, Metazoa, Arthropoda, Arachnida, Araneae, Araneidae. The coding region runs from base 134 to 805 and encodes 223 amino acids.
AUAUGUUAUCAGUGAGAAAUUAACAGAUGGCUAAUACAGUUUUCUGUACAAAAAUUCACUUGUUUAGGAUUCGAAGAAACCUUGCAUCCGUGUUGUGGGCGUUAUCAAGGAGACUCGAUCAAGGCCUUGCAAAAUGAAGUUCACAAUGCUAGCUUGUGCUUUUGGAGCUAUUUUUAUGCAGGCUUUAUUUGUUCUGAGUGAAGGUAACCCUUGCAAUGAUUACGUUGACGGAAUAUUGCGAGAUCUUAAGGACGACAAAGAAUACUUCCAAGAUCCUUACAUCAUUCCUGAAAAAUCAAUUGAAGUCCAUAAGAAGCUAAUUUUCGUAAACUACACGGGCGAAGCAAGCAUACACGAUGGAUAUAUCUUUGGAAUGUCAUCGUUACAUCGUGAUGGUGAUGUCAUAGUUGACAGAAAAAAGAGCACUCAUCUAAAAAUCUAUCUUGGAGCUGGAGAACUGAAGCUGCAAUGUAGCGGUAAAAUUAAACUCAUGGGCCAUGGACCUGAAGUGAAAAUUGAGGCAAAAAUUGCAUAUGUCAACAUGAAAUUGGACAUUGUACCCACAAGCAAUGGAACCAAUCCUAAGAUUUCAAAUUUCAAGAUUGAGGACGUCAAAGGUGCUGAAGUGAAAGUAUCGAAGAUGGGCCCACUGAACUUCUUCCUAAAUUCGUACAUAAAAGUCAUUGGUCAUCUUUUCAGAGGUUUGAUCAAGCUUGGAAUUGAAGGAAGAUUGAAAACAUUUAUGGAUAAGAAGUUGAAGAAAUAUAUUAUUCCCGACGAAUGUCUUGCUGAAGCAUUUUUUUAAACGGAUUUAUGUAAUGAUAUCAAAAUUUGAAUAAACUUAUUUGCACAUCUUUA